Messenger RNA from Perkinsus marinus ATCC 50983, 588 nucleotides. RefSeq lists its product as hypothetical. The coding region runs from base 1 to 588 and encodes 195 amino acids. NCBI's taxonomy places the organism in Eukaryota, Perkinsozoa, Perkinsida, Perkinsidae. The transcript is spliced from 3 exons. The record is from RefSeq and is a predicted model, not a curated record.
AUGCUGAUUCGUCCGAUCUACAUGAUGUCCAUUCUGAUGGCGCCUUUGGUGCUCCACGGCUUGACCAGCUAUAAGCGAGGCCUCUCACUGGACCAACUCGAGUAUCGCCUGGCCAAGCCAUCGGAUGUCCCUCUAUGUGAUAGGGUUCAACCCAAGGCUGGACUAUACGUAGCUGUUGAGCCGAGAGGGAACAGCGUCGUCGCAUCUGUUGAAUUCGGCCUUGUCGACGUGCCCGAGCGGAAUUGGGUGUAUUUGCCUUAUUUCUGUGUCAAGGAGGACUGGAAGGGCUCGGCGGUCGGUGGUCGUUUGCUCAAGAGACUAUUGGUUUACGUUCACAGUGUAGGGCCACAAGUGGAAUCAGUGUCCAUAACGAUGGGCACUACUAACGACGGGGAGUUAGCGGCGGCUGAGGAGGCGGGCUUCGACUCACAAUGUGAGUACAGCGACUUCAAGAGGAGCAUCAUCCAUUCUUGCCUUCCGCAGUUCUGGAUGAUUAUCCCGGAUGGGCCGCGCAAACUUAUUGGUAUCCCUCCGAUACAGUGGUCGCCACGGUUGGCCGGACCAGUAGUGGUGGAUCCUUACCACUAA